CGUUACACGCGUUUCUCGCGUGUUUUUCUGAUUCCUCGCGAGAGCUGCACGUUUCUAAAACAUGGCGGACGACGGUGCAUUAAGCUCUGUUAAUAUUUCCCUUCAAAAUAUUGAAGAAAAUCUCGAGCGUUUUAUAUCUUACGAUAGAAAACACAGUGCUACAAUAUUGUCCGUUCUACGGGACGUUUUUAACCACAACAAGAAAGACGAGGCGAUUUGUGGACGCAAGAUAGAAGGCUGUCCUUUUGAGAGUUUACAACUUGACCCAACAAGUUUUGAUAAUGAAACAAUUUGGCAGCAAAUUCAGCUACAGAAUGAAUCACUUUUACCGAAGAUACAGACUGAAUUUAAACCGCUACUUAGGAAAGCAGAUUCUGUACAGUUAAAUGAUAUAAAAAACACUAAUAAUGGAAAAUAUCAGGACAAUUUUACUGAAAUUAAUAUGAACAGAAUAGAUUUUGUGCAAGGAUCAACUGAUUCUAGUUCUGAUGUGGGAAGUGAGGUUGAAAAGUUUGUUGAGCAAAAUAGUAAUGAUAGUGACGAAUUACCGAAAGCAAUUAAAGGUACUAGACUAAAACCCAAGGGUACUUGUAAAUUACCAAAGGGUUCGGUAGUUGAUGACCAAUUCUUCAAACUGGCCGAAAUGGAGAAGUUUUUGGAAAGCAAACAUGGUGGAGGCGAUGUUUCUGCAGAUGACAGUGAUGAAAAUUUUGAUUAUUUUGCCGAUCUUAAUGAGAGAGGUGACGGCACGGCAGAUAUUGAAAGGUAUGAUAAUGUGCUGCGGUUUUUGCCUGGGAAUGACUAAACAAGGCCCCUAAAUUAGCAGAAUGCCUGAAGUGAAAACAGGUUGGCAACAGGUACUGUAGGCAAAUUUAGGUUUCCAAUAAAAACAUGCCUGUAGCAAUAUUGGCGAGAUUUACACUUAGAAACUAGGAGGUUACAGAAAUGUAUUACUGUACAUCUAGACUAGGCCAAAUAAAAAUAAUAGUUGGUUUCAGGUUUCACAGCCAUGUUUUAUAUGGGUAGGUAGGUCGGAAAAGCAUUUUAUUUAAAAAAAUAUUUUAUCUCAAGUAUGCAAUAAAUAUAAGUUGUUUAUGAGUAACUGUCACGCAUAAUCAGAAGUGCCACGCAGGAUCACCCGCGAGCUACACAUGUUUUGCGAGAAACAAACGCAUCAAGGAUUAACAUGUCUAGAUGAUUAAAUUAUGAGCAAACAAAAUAAUCUGUAGCAAAUGAGUCUGAUGACUAUUUGUAUAUUCUGAAAUUUACGAAAAGAUGAUCCCUCUACUGGGAAAUGUCAAUAAAAUGUUUAUGGUCGGUCAUAUUUUUGACAGGUCGUUCGGAAACCUGAAAGCCAUAGGCGUACGGGAGGGUGGGGCUGUGAGGGCUGCAGCCCCCCCAAUUUUUUGAGAAUUUAUCUAUAUUCGGGCAAAAAUUGUCUUGUCAUUCGGGCAACGACGAUCUGGUGGUUAGACGAAUAUAUUGAUCCAUAAAGCGGAACAGAAGUAUUAUUUCAACAAGUUCAACUUUUACAGGUUCAAUCAUGCACUGUAAAUCUGUAAUGGCAACGUUUGUGUAUAUUUAUUACUACCAUAGACCGCAUAGCUGGAUUCAACCAUGUUGCGUCAGGUUAACAUUUAUUAAAGGUCAAGUGCUCUAAAAUCGGAUUUGGUUUUGAUUUUUGCGCACAUACCACAGACGUAAAUCCCCACAGAAACGGCUAGAACGAAGGAACAAUUGCUAUGGCUACUAAUAAAAUGUCACUACUGUAUUCAUGCCUACAUUCAGCAGUUUUACCUAGCAUAAUGUAGGCUAUACAACUAUUAAACUAAAUAAGUAUAUAGAUAUAGCUCCACAUAUUGCGAAGGUGUGGUAUAAGUGUGCGUAGUAACAAUUGGAUCAGUAAUGUUUAUCCUUUGGCUCUGGCCCUGGGCGGCACCACGGCUAUGACACACCAGUCACUGAAAAUAGAUACUAUACAUUAUACAAUGACCUAAUGUGACUAAUUUUAGACUUUUAGAUAGACAUAAAAGUGCGCGAUUUUUUUACAAUCAUUACUAAAAUUGUUGAUUUUACGACGUUCGGUGCGAGGAAUGCAAUAAGGAAAUCGACAGUGAUUAUAAAAAGGUGCAUUCUCGAUUGGUUCACAUUUCACAAUGGUAAAAAAGUAAAAUGUCAUCCAGUGAUGGAAUCAUCGGAUUCAUCCCUGUCGAAAAUCAAUACUUUCUUUGUAAAAAGUAACAUGACAACCAAGGACAAUGACCUGCUGUCACCUGCAGUAUGACCUAACCCUACUUGGAACUGAAUCGAGUGGUAGUAAAGAUUCUGCAGUCACGGUGUCUUUUGAUGAAGAUCUAUCUGAGAAAAAUGUGAAGGAACCCAUGAGCGAAGACCAAACGGAACUAAUGACAACGUUCAUUGAUGUUGAUGAAUUAAAUUCACUGUCACAGCUCAGAGAAAAUAGUGAACAGAAUACGGUGACGGACAGUGAAAAUGUUACACCAUCUUUAGGUCGAAACGCGGACAGGGUUGCCUUCCUCCUCAACUUUAAUCUCUCGCUUCUUAUCCUCGCCUUUUACCGUGUCCCAUAAAAUUUCCACCUAUUUUAGUUUCUAUAUAAUCAUAAUUUCCCUAGGUUUUCACGUACAUGUUCAUCACAGGAGUCGGAGUUAAGAAAUUAAGAACAACAAUUUUUGGAAUACUGGUCCUCUCAUUAUUUAGGUUACACAAUGUCUUGCACCAGUACUUGUCCAAUUACCCAUUUUAUACCAAAAAAUGUUGUUACGUUAGUAACUUUCUCUUUCUUUGUGAAUCGUAAUGCCAUAUAUUUAGCUUAUAAUUGAAAUGGCUAGGGACAACAUAUUUCUUUUUAUAUCAAUCUUCAAAGACUUCAAAGGAAAGCAUUUCAUUUGUAGUCUUCUUAGAUUAUAUAAUUUUAUGACGUCACGAAAUCUAUGACGUCAUGUCAUUCGGGCAAAUUCAGCCCAGCCCCCCCCCCAAAAAUAAUGUGCCCGUACGCCUAUGCUGAAAGCAACUAUUAUUUUUAUUUGGCCCUAGACAGAUCUACAGUAGUUACUUAAAUAAAUCAUAACAUAUUUGAAGUGUAUGAUAUCUUCUGGUCAACAUGUGUGUGUCAUCUUAGUUUGCAUGUCAACAGGUUUUUUUAUGAAAACUGUAGGUUGUGGGUAAAAACCAAAAACUGUCUGAAAAAAGCCUGAAAAACCUGUAACUUAAAUGGAGAGAGCCUGAAAAACCUAUAACAGGGAGAACACUUGUGCUCAAUGGGUUGAUGAGUUGAAUUAGAAAUUUUUUGCAUGUAUUUGUGUUUUACUUUGGUUUUAGAAAUGAUCCUAAAGGUGCAAUGUAUUCAGACUAUUUUGACGCUCCUGAUGAUCUGAGCGGAGCCAUGAGGGAUGAUGGGAAAGACUGUGAUGACAAUAUGGAUGACAUUGAGACUGAUGAGGAUAGUAGUGAUAACGAGGAGACUGCAGCUAAUGAGUUUAAUAUUAGUGGGGAUGACAACGAUGGUGACAAUGAUGAUGAUCCAAAGUCAACAUUAGAAAAACAACAAGAAAAGGUUGGUCAAGGAUGGAUUUUUUUUUUUUGGGGGGGGAGGAGAUUGUGCCCUCCCCAGCCUAGUGAAGGAGGGUGUGGGAGGUACUUUAGCCCUUCUAGUCCUACCUUAUUAUUUUACUCUGUCUAAUGCCAGAUGAUUUUACUCGUCAAGGGGAGAGUGCCAGCACGCACCAUAUUAAUCAGACUCACUAUCUUUUAUGCAACCUGUUAACCCUUUAAGUGGCAAUGUGCCCUGAUGUGCCGUACUUUAUUAUUUUACUCUGUCUAAUGCCAGACGAUUUUACUCGUCAUGGGGAGAGAGCUGCAACUCAAUGGUAGAAACCUUGCUUCAUUUCAUAAACCUUAGGUAUCUGCUGCGAUAGCCAAAGCGGUGGACGUUCAUCAAAUAGUUUUAAUUAUUCUAUAAUUACUAUAAUUCCAAGAAAAUAAUAUAAAGAACGCACAUGAAGCAAGAUCAUAAUAUUCAUCGACCAAAUUAUGAUAAUUAUGAUACAUUAUCGCUCCAAUUUCUACCUUCAGUACAACUGAUAAUCAUGAGUGAAAAUAUGAUAUAUUGAAAUAUCGCCCAACCCUGCUAAAACCUGCCUUGGGCUUUUCCUCCUUUUUAUAUUCUAACUACCAGGUAAAGAAGCAAAUUGCAGCAUUGGAAGACAGCAAUGUUGCGGCAAAGUCUUGGCAGCUCACAGGGGAGGCGUCUGCCUUUGCUCGGCCUUCAAACAGUCUCUUAGAAGAAGUUUUACAGUUUGAUCAUACAUCAGCAGCUGGUUAGUACCAAGCUUUUUUAAAAUUACAGUGCUGUCAGUAACUUCAUUACAAGUAAUUAUUUUUGAGUAACGGUAACUGGUUACUUUUUUGGGAAGGUAACUUUAUGCACUAGUCAAUUGAAACUACGGCCCCCCGACCCCCGCGGCAUAGCGGGGAAUUAACGCGGUCAGGGCCGUGGUUUAACGCUACAAUUUCCCGGGGAUACCGGGUAUUUAACGAAAAUAUAAUUUGCCGGGGGAAAAUAGCGGGGAUUUAACGCUCGGCUAAAGGACUGUAGAGGCCUGGGUACGAGUUCGCUUGCUCGUCCAUGUGCUCGUCAUUCGACCAUGUGCUCAAUCUCGUUCCCCGAGCAUGCCCGUUCGCAGGUUAAGGGUGGGCAUAGCUCUGGAGAAAUCGAAUUGAUUCACGUUGAAUUUCCAACGUGAGUUCUACGUUCUAUGCUCGGCAAUGUUGCAAAAUAUAAAUAAAGUAUUUAGAAUUUCGCGUCGAAAAUUUGAUACAUUUUACACUGAAAUCGAACUGAAAACAACUAAAAAUUCUGGGGGAAAUAUGUACGAAAGCUUCGCUUGGAUAGGGAUACAGCUACCUGAAAAAUACAAGAAGAACUUCGACGUUUCGAGCGAAGGCGCUUCGAUUUGUACUGUUAGUGUUUGUAUACAUCGUACUUGACCUUUGCUGAUAAAUAUAAUCUCCUCAAUAAUAAGUAUUAUAUAUUUUUAUGCUUUGAAAUUUACACUAACUCUCCUGUCAGAAUUUAUGGUAUACGUAAUGUUAGAUAUGACAGUAUAUAAAAGGUCAAGUACGAUGUAUACAAACACUAACAGCACAAGUCGAAGCGCCUUCGCUCGAAACGUCGAAGUUCUCCUUGUAUUUUUCAGGUAGUUGUAUCCCUAUCAAUCCGAAGCUUUCGUACAUAUUUCCUCCAUUUCGUACAUAUUUCUAGUUGUUUUCAAACGAUUUCAGUGUAAAAUGUAUCAAAUUUUCGACGAGAAAUUCCAAAUACUUUGUUUAUAUUUUGCUGCAAUUGCCAAGCAUGCGUAGAACUCACGUUGGAAAUCCAACGUACUAUCUGCCGUCAGCCAAUCACAGGCCUGAAUCAAUUCGAUUUCUCCAGAGCUAUGUCCACCCUUAACCUGCUAAUGGGCAUGCUCGGGGAACGAGAUUGCCAUGUGCUUGUCAUUCAAACCCGGCGUGCUCCCUUGAUUUGUAUUGUCUAUUGAUAAUUUUACUAAAGUUUGUAUUAAACGUUCCCCGGUACCGGGGCAUUUAACAAAUACUUUUCCACCUGUAGCGGGGGAAAUGUGCCGGGAUUAACAAGGUGAUUUGUUAAAUUCCCCGCUAUACCGCGGGGGUCGGGGGGCCGUAGUUUCAAUUGACUAGUGCAUUAACCUUAACUGGUUACAAAAAUUGAUAAAAAGUAAUGGUAACUAGUUAGAUUCUGGCCUCGGGAUGGCUGUUACUUUUGGUUAGGGGUGCACCGGAUUUAACGAAUUUUCCGGCAUCCUGCCGGAUUUGGAUAAAAUCUGGCCGGAUUUAAAUUUCUGUUUUCACCUUUAAAAAUUCACCAAGAAUGGGAUAAACCAUCAAUUCGGCAGCUUUAAAGUUUAAGAAACACUUAUAUUAUUAUUAUAAAAUAUUAAGUUAUUAACAAAAAGAUAUUUAAAAAAGGUUUAAACACAAUCAAAAAUCUAAACUGACACUAACAAAAAAUAGUAAAAAACAUAAACCGCCAUUUUGAAUACUGAAUUAUCUCAAUUUAUCCCCAAUUGUCCCCAUUACCGGUUUAUCUCAAAUCCGGCCGGAAUUUUUGUCCAAAUCCGGUAAAUCUGGUUCCGGCCGGAUUUGAGAAUUCCAAAUCCGGUGCACCCCUACUUUUGAUGAUUUCCAAGUACUAAAAAGCUGUUUUAUCCCAAGUUUCAUUUACACACACAGGGUUCGUAGUAGUCUUUAAAAUCCUUGAAAUUCUUUAAAUUUGAAUGCUGGUCUUUAAGCUAGGUACCUGGUAUUUGAAAAUUCUUUGAAUUGUGUGAAAGGGCGAAGAAAGUCUUUUAAUUAAAUUAUUUAGUGAAUGUGUGAUAAUACGAUUUCCUAGCUAAAAAAUAGAUUGAUUGAAGAGCAAGGUUUUUGCAAAGAUUGACAAAAAAGCGCAUUUUAUAGGAUGUGAUUUGAUGGGACGAAUUACCGGGUAAAAAUGGUGCUUACACUCGCAAUGUUUCGACAGCUGAUUGCUCAAUACAAUACAAUACAAUACAAUACAAUACAACUUUAUUUCACUCUUAGAUAGAAAUACAUAAAUAAUACACAAUACUUAAAUAAUUGGUACAUAGAUAGAAUUUAUAUUUUAAAUAACAUUUUUAGAGCUUGAAAGCUAAAUGAACCGUUAGGUUUUGAAUUUUUUUUGGUCUUGGAAACUAUGAACCCUGGCACAGUUGUCGCUCAAUUUUGCACCCUGCACGGAUUCGAAUGUUUUUCAUUAAUAUGCCAUGUUGCCGUUGCAGUGCUAGAUGCUGCGUUUUCGUAAGUGAGUUGUGUGUUUGAGUUACACAGUACAACUCAAGUUGUAAGCAGGUUGCAUGCAACAGUUUUAGGCCAAAGAUGUGUAGUGUAAAUCGACCUUAACUAGUUACAAAAUUAUGUAACUUUUACAGCACUGUUAAAUUGAUUAAAAGGUUAUGUUAAAAUCUGUAUAAUUUGGUCAUGCAAGCAUUGGAAAAUUUGGGACAAGUUGUUUAGAAUUUACUGACUGUAUAUUUGUGCAGUAUACACUAGUAUAAUAAUAAUAAUAAUAAUAAUAAUUUAUUUGCCAUAUAUACAUACAAUUAGAAACAAGAAGAAAAAAAAAUAGAAAAAUAGGUACAAAAGGGAACUACGAUUAAUUGUAUCGGAUGGCGAGGAGACCUCCAGAAACCACCAGGCUUGUACAAGGAAGGCCACCUCUUGAUGCAUGGAGAUUAUAUAUUAAGUAAUAUUAUUGUUGGAUUAUUGGAUAUAGGACUAAAAUAUAGAUGUGCUUAACUUAGUAGUUGAGAUAAUUAAUAUAAUAACUAGCACUGAGGAAUAGUGAUUGACCGAUAAUUGGCAUUAGGCUGAUUAUUCCAUUAUCGGUAGAACAAUUGGAAUCGGUGCGAUAAUUCGCGUACUUACUCCGGUACGCCAAUAUUACGAUCAGCUACUGUACGUACCACGUAGGUACUCGAUACUCUUCAGAUCUGCGUGCUUAACUCAUGUUUGCUUGUACCAGUUGAUCAGUCCAAACCCAAGUUAUUCAAAACCAUAACUUAGUCGGAAUAUGUGCAUGACUGGGCAUUAAACACGAUUGGAAUGAUAUAUAUGAUGAGAUGGGACUACGAUUAUAUUACGGAUUUCGGUCUAGGCUACUUAUCAAAGCUAUAUAUGCGGUAAAGCAUAAAUGUUUUACACGCUUCGACUUCGAUACUCUAUUCCAGUCUCUUUCUACAUGAAAUAUAGUAUUCUUUGAUUAUUGUUUGAUUCUUAAGAUGCUUAAUGUAAACUACUGUCCAUCUCGACUAGCUUUUGCUAUUUAUGGGCAGUAAUGAUGUAACAGUUAUAUUUCAAGUAUAUAAUAAAAAAUCUUGUAUUCUUGUAAAAAUCUUGUAAAUCUUGUAAUGUUAGAGUGUUGUUUGUGGUUGUUGUGUGGUGUUUGUGUAUACAAUUGUGCUCCUUGAUUUAUAACACUACACUAGUUUCAUGUUAUUGAAGGAAUCCCUCUCAGAAACUUUAACAUUAUGUACUUCAUUCUAAAGACUAAGUACACCUUGAGUCUUAAGUUUGUACCAGCUCAAGUACGCGGCAAUAAUCAUUGCAGUAGCAGUCAGCAGUGUGACCAGAUAUUUUGCAAGGCAAUUACUAAAUAAGCAUGCAAAAAAUUACCAAAACGUAGAAAAAAUUACUAAAUUUCUGCUGUCAACCAAAGUGGUCUGAAAAUCAAUAAAACAUCUCAGCAAAACAAAAUCAGUAAAACGCUUUCCAUCACUUAAACUAUGUUUUUUCCAUGUUUUUCUUUCUCACUUGUACUUUUUGGUUGCAAUUGUGCAAAAUGCAAAUAUGGCGCCACGAUAAUUGGCCCGGGCCCCAGGUCCCUAGCCCGCAAUCAGCAUAGGGUGAGUGGUGAUCAGCAGGAUUCCCUCGAUUCAGCUGGACAAGUUGGGCCAGAAGCUUGCAAUUUGGAUGUACAGCUUUGCAAGCAUGGACAUGCAACUGUUCUCAUAGAAUUUUUGAAUAACAUGUUGUGUCAUUAUGGUGUAUUUGGUUGAAUUUCAUGAGAUAACCAAAAUAUUACUAACUUUAAGGGAAAUAACUAAAAAAAUUACCAAAAAUUUUAAAUUACCAAAAAAGUCAGAAAAAUCGCGAAAUAUUACCAAAAGUAAUUUAAAUUAUCAAAUCUGGUCACACUGGCAGUCAGGUACGAUCAAAAAAUUUGAAUGAUCGUACCCUGCUUUGUACGUUACGUAGCACGUGCUCAAAACUAAAUGCACAUGCAUUUCUCCUUGGUUAUGAUUAUAUUCAAUGUUUUACAAUUUUUGAUACUUUUCUCAAGCGACAAACAAACUUAAAAAGUAUAUUCUGUGCUUCAUCUGUAAAAUAAUGCUAAAAUGAAGAGAUUUUAGAUGGUAUACGCCAAAGCGAAAACGAUGUCUGAAGUUCAGUAAGUUUUGCUUACGUUGCUGUAUAAAUAUGGCGUCAAUUUUAUAGAAUUGAUGAUAAAUUGACAGGCUGACAGCAUUUAACUAUUAUUUCGUGUUUCUCAUCCGCCAGAUACAUUUAAAGGUUGCCGAUUGUAACUUGGAACAAUGGACCACUUGCAUGUUAGACUAAAUUUUAAUCUAAGUAAAGAGAAGGGAAUAAAACACAACAUUUAAAAUGAAAAUAAUGAAAUUAGUAAAAUUGCAAAAUUUGGUUGCGAAAUGUUGUAAAAUACAGAAAAUAUAGCCUUGCGAAGUUUGCAUAUUUUCAGUAUAUUUGUAUUACGUGUGGAAAUUGUUACCAUUUUCAGCUCAAAAAUGGUAACAAUUUCCGCACGUAAUACAAACAUACUGAAAAUAUGCAAACUUCGCAUGGCUAUAUUUUCUGUAUUUUACAACAUUUCGUAACCAAUUUUACUAAUUUUAAUAAGUUCUUUACGGGAAUUUACUUUUUUUUGCCUAGAUCAAAAAUUAGUCUAACAUGCAAGUUGUCUGUUGGUAAUCGGUAAUUUCCCAUUGUGGAAAUUAUCGGUCAAUCACUAUACUGACGAAAAUGGGCUGUUAUUGAUAUAUUGCCUAAUUUGUUUAGCCCCAGUGAUCACAGAAGAGACAAGCAAAACCCUUGAAGAUAUCAUCAUACAGAGAAUCAAAGACGGUGUAAGUUAUUCAUUGAGUAUGUACGUUUUCUGAAACAAGAAAAUAUAUGACAAGGAUGGUUCUCUGAUGGUUCAGUGUUACUACAGGAGGAAACCUAUACACUGAACUAACUUUAUUUAUACUGGAUAGCUCUAUCAGUUCUAAACUGUUCUCCCUAGAGUCCCUAGAGGUCCAGUAAGAGACAUUCCUUGGAUUUCCAGUGAGUGUUACUACAGGAAGAAACCUAAGCUAAACUACUAAUCUAUCAGUUCUAAACUGUUUUCCUUAGAUUCCAGUGACAAACAUUCCUUGUUAGUCCGGUGAAAUAAGAGGAAACCUAAUCUAGAGUAACUUUAUUUAUUCUGGGUAGCUUUAUCAGUUCUAAACUGUUCUCCCUAGAGGUCCAGUAAUAGUCACCCAUAGGCGUCGAAAGAUCGAUAAGUGUAUGGGGGGGGGGGGGGCAUAUUCAUAUACUGGGUUCACAGACCUUAAAAACAAUCGAUUUCAAAAAAAAAUUAGUAAUGCAGAACACGAAUAUAUGAAUAUGGUCCCCCUACUUAUCGAUCUUUCGACGCCUAUGCAGUCAUCUCUUAGUGAUCCAGUGUUACUUCAGUAGGAAACCUAAACUAAACUAACUUUAUGUAUAUAUACUGGAUAGCUUAAAUACACACAAUGCACAAAUUUAAAUGCAAAGAAGGAGAUAAUAUCUCGUGUUUCUGUUCCAGGCUUGGGAUGAUGUUGAGAGAAAAGAAAAGCCGGUGAAAGAACCUUAUGAAUACAAGAAAGCUCAACCCAUCAAUCAAGAGAAAAGCAAAAUGAGUCUGAGUGAAAUUUAUGAAAAAGAAUAUCUUCAACAGCAGGUAGAUUGCUCUGCUUCUAAUGAUAUGUAUGUUAAAUGUGCACGGUGUUUGGAUAACGCAGGGGUUUAAAAAUAGGCGUUAAUUAAGGACGUACGAUUGUACGCCGAAAAAUGCUUAGCGUAUGCCACGUAUCUCAGGAAAUGUACGAUAACAUACUCUUAAUACAGAUUCUUUGUGUUUAUCUGAGAAUCCUUCAGACAACGUGCAUUCUUCGAUCCGACUUAGCGUCAAUUUUCCAUCCAUUUUCUACAGUGCUUUGGCAAAAGUGGAACCCAUAAUUGAAAUGAUCAUGCUCAAAUUAGUCGGCUACCGACAAUUUCACUUUGUUUAGACGGUUAGCUGAAGAGUUACAACAUUAACAUUUUUUGUCCUGUAAUGUUUUUUAUUCCCAAAAAAUUUUUUUCUAGAAUCCUGAGGUUGAAAAAGAAAACGAAGAACACGCGCAAAUUAAGAAGUUGAUGAAAUCUCUCUUUUUCAAAUUAGAUUCUUUGUCGAACUUUCAUUUUACUCCCAAACCGGUAAGUAUAAAUCAACACUCGGACACUGUAAUUGUGUGACACUAUAGCAAGUUGUCAGACUGGAUGUCAUGCUAUAUGUCAACAGAAAAAAUUAAUUUCAGUGCACUGAGAAUCUUAAUACUUUUAGGAAUAUAACAUAAAACUAAUUUAGAUGGCAUGCAUCAGGGAUCUGAUCCUAAGAUAAAUGAAGAUGGCAAAAAUGGGCACUACUUUGAAACUCAGGUGUUUUGGUUAAAAAUGCAUUUGCCAUAAAACAUUUGUUACAUCAUUCUAUAGUUUAUACAUAUAUGCACUAUUGCACUGUUGAGAUGGAUGCACUUAUAAUUGAAUUUUUGAGGUCACACCCCACAGUACAGGUAACAUUCUUCCUUUGGUUAGAACUUUUCCCCUGAAUUUCUCCUUGGCGCUACAGUUUUAACAUUAUACCACAUAACUGUAGUAUAAGGCUCAUAAUAUCCUUAUUUGGCAAGAUCUGAUCGCGAAACUGGUGCACAACAUUGCCUCAAUACUGAGCAUUACGAAAAACACAAAAUGUCGUUAAAUCUAAAGGUAAUUUAAAAACAAUUGUAUUUUUGUAAGGCGCGAUUCGAUGAUAAAUUUAUGCUCACGUGGCACAAACUUAGCUUUCUGAUUGGACACUUGAAUUUGAGGUAUAAUAUUUGACUAAAUGAACUUCAAGGGAGUCUCCUUAAAUGUUUUAAUUAUAUUUUUAUUAUAGCUCAAAUCUGAGGUGACCAUUGUCUCCAACGUUCCGUCAGUGACCAUAGAGGAAUGUACACCCGUGAACGUUAGCGAGACGGCAUUGCUUGCUCCAGAAGAAGUUUACGAUAAACAGAGGGUUGAAGUGAAAAGCCAGGGAGAGAUGACGAAACAAGACAGAAAUCGCGAACGACGUGUAAAGAAACGGAGACAGCGUUUGGCUGCGAAAGAAAAAGAAAAAAUACAGAAAGCUAUUGAAAGAACGAAUCCAGGUCAAGAUUAUAAAAUUUCUAAUUUGUGGCUGCCUAAUAAGUCAAUUCGAAGAGUUUUUAUGAACUCUCAUCAUUUUUGAGCUUGUUCAGAUUUUAAGGAGAAUUGCUUAAGUUUAUGCUCGUUUUACUGGUCAUAUCCAGUCAACUCUCAUGCAUCUCUUGUUCUCGUUUGACCGGGCUGUGAGCUGAGAAAACUCUUAUGCAAACUCUCGUUUGCCAACUUUCAUUAACUGUCAUGGAACUCUUGUUCUCGUUUGACGGGGGCAUGAGAGUUGAGAAAACUCUCUAUGCAACCUCUUGCUUCUUAACUCUCAUCAACUUUGAGCUUGUUAAAAUUUUAAUGCAUGAGAGUUGAUAACAGUUUAUGCUCGCUUUACUGGUAAUAUUCAGUCAACUCUCAUGCAACUUUUGUUCUCGUUUGACUGGGUUGUGAGUUGAGAAAACUCUUGUGCAAACUCUCGCUUACCAAUUUUCAUGCAAGUCUUGUUCUCGAUCGUUUGACGGGGGCGUGAGAGUUGAGAAAACUCUCUAUGCAAACUCUCGCUUCUCAAGUCUAAUGCAAACUCUCGCUUCUCAACUGUCAUCAACUCCCAUUCAAACUCUCGCUUGCCAACUCUCUAUGCAAACUCUCGCUUUUCAACUCUCAUCAAAUUUGAUCCUCAUUUGACUAGGGCUUUAAAUCAAGCCUGUACUAACAAAGUUUGUUUUAUUGUUGUAGGUUUGGGCAACAAAUACAGCAAGGCCAAAGCAAUGGAGUCGCUUAAGAAAGAUAAAACAAGUACAAUAGUUGGCGAGAAGAGACGAGAUAGUUCACUGACGUCUUCAUCUGGCUUCUUUAACAAACUACAGGACAGUGUCAGGGAGGAGAUACACAAAAAGAGUCAGAAUGGAAAGAAAGAAAGGAAGAAUAAGACAUCUUCAGCUCAUUGCAGGCUUUGAACGGUGAACUUAAAGGGAAAUGGCAAUUAUUUUUUAUUUUCUUAUUUGAAAGAACUUUUAAGACUAUAUAUAAUACUCUUUACCGUUUUUUUUUCAUACCAUG
Paramuricea clavata is the source of this 13071-nucleotide messenger RNA. Lineage: Eukaryota; Metazoa; Cnidaria; Anthozoa; Malacalcyonacea; Plexauridae. The record is from the annotation of a GenBank genome assembly.